GUUGUGCCGCUGUUCUCAAUAAACGGAGUUCAGUUGUAUACGAGUUUCUAUUCUGAGCAGAUAGCAAUUAAGAAACGAAACACCUAAUAUAUAACGCCGAAUUAAAAUUUCUUGCAAAUUUGUUGUUGUUUUCUGUGGUGCACAUUUCCCAUUUGUUGCGGCCGUCUAACGUCUAAAAAAACACAAGAACGGUUCGCUGAUAUCGCUGCAUUCUAAAAAAUGGGGAUCGCGCGAACCCGUGUGACCCCCGGAAUCCCACCACAGCCUGUCGGCGGCUAAGGAUAAUUAUUAACUAAUGCUAUUACUAAUGUAUUGCAUUUAGGCAUCUAUCUAAAUCAUAGCUUUCGUGUUAGUUGCCGAAUAAAAUACAGGGAAAAGUCAUCGAAAAUGGUGCUAAUUGUAAAAACUAUAAGGGGGAACACGCUGUAUCACAGAUCGCCAGAUGGGGGGUGGGCUUGGGCAGUGCUCGUGUCGGAUUUCUUCAUUCAAGCUAUCACCGUGUCUUUCCUGCAAAGUUUCGGAUUAUUUUUUAUUUACUUUAUGGAAGAAUUUGGGACAAAUAACAGCCAGACUUCUUUUAUAUCUUCAAUAGCAAUGGGUAUGGACAUAAUUGCAGCGCCAUUUGUUAGCGCGCUGACGCCGAAAUUGGGCGCUAGAAAAAUUAUAUUUGGAUCUGGAAUUUUGUGUUGCAUGGGAUUGUUACUAUCUGCACUCGCUUCAAACAUAUGGAUGACAUACGCGGGAAUAGGAGUUUUAUGGGGGACAGGUUUUACCGCGACGUACAUUUCUAUUGUGGCUCAAAUCAACAUAUAUUUCGCCCGCUGGAGGGCUCUUGCAAACGGAGUAGCUUGUUGUGGAUGCGCAAGUGGUUCUAUGGUGAUGCCAGUUUUUAUACAAUAUUUGCUCCAUUCGUAUGGAUGGAGAGGAGCACUAUGGAUUUGUGCCGGCAUUUCGUUGAAUGUAUGCGUAUUUGCAUCUCUUGUGAGACCUAUCAGCGCAGUGGAAGCAUCACAGAUGUCAAAUUACAAACAUUUGCAAUAUGCGGACAAGUCUUGUGCAGACGAUGAAAAUGAAGACGAUGUCUCAUGCCAAGUAGAACAAGAUCGCCCACAAGAACUAGCGCGUGAGGAUCAAAUCGGUGGAAGAAGAAUCAAUCGAAUAUUCAAGGUCGUAAAAAAUUAUUGGAUUCUAUUUAUUUUGGCGCUCUCGGAAUUUGUAAGUGGCUUGUGGUAUUUUCUUCCCCUAUUGUUUGUUGUCCCUUUUGCAAAGGAGCUGGGAAUACCUGAGAAGCAGGCUGCUGUCAUCUUAUCAAUGGCUGCAGUAGGAGAUAUUGUGGGUGUAAUUUCUGUGUCUGUCCUAUUGUCGCUGUGUCGGGGUCUGGAAAAGCGAAUACUAUUUGUUCUAGCCGCAAUGUCACUACUACAAAUAGCAGUAUGCUCGUUGGCUGCAUCUGCAGCAACUUCUGCAAGUUUGCUAGCCUUUACGCUGUUACACGGAGGAUUAUGUGGGUCAUAUAUAACAACCAAAACAACUGCGAUUCCCGUUCUUCUCGGCGUAGAAAAUGUAACGAAAUUCAUAGGGUGGCAAUGGGCGUUGAGUGGAAUAUCCUGUUUUGUCGGCCCACCUAUUGCAGGUCAUCUUGUGGAUAUCUAUGGAACUUAUAGAGUCGCUUAUUUUUAUGCAAUCGGAUGUUUUAUCACCGCUUUCGUUUUGUUCGUCGUUGCCGGAAUUGGUGUUGAGAAACUCGGUGGAGCCAUUCCAGAACAUCAACAUCGAAACAUUGAGAAAUAUACUAGUAUUCAAGUACAUUGGUCGAUUCGGGAUUUCGUAAAGUUGCCAAAGCACAAGGAAAAGUGGCCAAAAAUGGUGCUAAUUGUAAAAACUAUAAGAGGGAACACGUUGUAUCACAAAUCGCCAGAUGGAGGGUGGGCCUGGGCAGUUCUCGUAUCGGAUUUCUGCAUUCAAGCUAUCACCGAAUCUUUCCUGCACAGUUUUGGAUUAUUCUUCAUUUACUUCAUGGACGAAUUUGGUACAAAUAAUACUCAGACUUCCUUGGUAUCUUCGAUAGCAAUGGGCAUGGACAUCGUUGUAGCUCCAUUCGUUGCUGCACUUACGCCAAAAUUGGGUGCAAGGAAAAUUAUAUUUGCUCCUGGAAUUUCUUGUUGCAUUGGACUGUUAUUAUCCGCACUUGCUUUAAACAUAUGGAUGACGUACGUUGGAGUAGGAAUAUUGUGGGGUGCUGGUUUCACUGCGUCAUACAUUUCUAUUGUUGCUCAAAUCAAUAUAUAUUUCUCCCGCUGGAGGGCUCUUGCAAACGGAGUAGCUUGUUGUGGAUGUUCCAUUGGCAGCGUGGUUAUGCCGAUUUUUACACGAUAUUUGAUGCAUUCGUAUGGAUGGAGAGGAGCACUAUGCAUUUGGGCCGGCAUCUCGUUGAACAUAUGCGUUUUCGCAUCUCUUGUCAGACCUAUCAGCGCAGUAGUUUCGUCACAAAUGCCUAAAUACGAACAUUUGCAUUAUGCGGACAAAUCUUACACAGGCGAUGGUAAUAAAGACGAUGUAACAUCAAUAGUGGAACAAACGCCUUCACAAGAAAUAGAAAAACCAAAAAAAACGGAUGAACGCGGAAUAUAUCGAUUGCUAAAUAUGAUAAAAAAUUAUUGGAUUUUAUCUCUUCUUGCGUUUGCAGAAUUUGUAAGCGGGGCGUGGCAUUAUCUUCCUAUAUUGUUUGUUGUUCCGUUCGCUGAGGAGAUGGGAACAUCUGAAGAACAGGCUGCUGUAAUCUUAUCAGUGGAUGCAGUAGGAGACAUUGUGGGUGUAAUUUCUGUGUCUGUUUUAUUGUCGUUGUGUCGGGUUCUCGAAAAGCGGAUACUAUUUGUUCUGGCCGCGAUUUCAGUUUUGCAGAUAGCAGCAUGUGCUUUGGCGGUAUUUGCAACAAUGCCUGCCAGUCUAAUUGUUUUCGCUCUGUUACACGGAGGAUUAUGCGGGGCUUAUACAACAACUAAAACAACUGCUAUUCCUGUUCUUCUUGGUGUAAAAAAUGUAACCAAAUACAUAGGAAUUCAGUUGGUGCUUAAUGGAAUAUCAUGUUUCAUCGGUCCACCUAUUGCAGGUCACAUUGUGGAUGUCUAUGGAACUUAUAGAGUCGUUUAUAUUUAUGCAAUCGGAUGUUUUACCACUGCCUUCUUUUUGUUCUUUAUUGCUGGAAUCGGUGUUGAGAAACUUGGUGGAGUACUUCCAGAGCAUCAACAUCGAAACUAUGAACAGUGAUCAAGCUUUUUGAACCGCUUCGAGAUUAAUAACUGCUUUUUAUUCAUUUAUGUUUUGACAAGCUUUUAUUUAUAUCAUUACAUAUGCACAGUUUGUGUACAAUUAAUGACUGUAUCUGCCAAUUGUUAGCAAAAUAAAAAAAACUUUUUCA
This is a messenger RNA of Styela clava, 3418 nucleotides long. The record is from RefSeq and is a predicted model, not a curated record. Lineage: Eukaryota; Metazoa; Chordata; Ascidiacea; Stolidobranchia; Styelidae.